AUGUACACAAUGAAGCUCGCUUACCUUGCAGUUAUUGCAUCUUCCCUGGCUGCUACUACUCUUGCAGCCGGUUUUGGCGGCUGCAAUGAUCCCAGAAUCGAUGGAAUCGGCGAGUUCAAUGUUGCCGAUGGCCAGAAUCUGCAGCAAAAUCUUGCACAGAAUACUAUUUCCAACUCCCCUGGUACCGAGUUCGAACUUAAAGCGCAGCAACAGCAAAACUUUUUCGACGGAAGUGCGAAGCUCUGUGUCGUCAACUCCUUCCUAUUCGAGAAUACACAUGUUGCUUUGGGCGAUGUUGCAUUUGCUGUUAACUUCCUCUUAGGAUCUUGUGGCUCAGCAGGUGGUAAAUUUACUAUUCAGGGAGACUCUGGUCUUAAUAUCGAUGCCUACUGGAAUGAACCUAAUUUCCAGAAAGCUUUCUGGGGUUUCAAUUUUGAGGGAUUGCGCAAGAUCAAAAAGACUAUUGAUCCUGAUGAUGUAUUUUGGGGCUAUGUCUAA
Trichoderma virens Gv29-8 is the source of this 498-nucleotide messenger RNA. RefSeq lists its product as uncharacterized. Gene Ontology annotation, molecular function: flavin adenine dinucleotide binding; oxidoreductase activity. Lineage: Eukaryota; Fungi; Ascomycota; Sordariomycetes; Hypocreales; Hypocreaceae. The record is from RefSeq and is a predicted model, not a curated record. The transcript has 4 exons. Bases 1 to 498 code for a protein of 165 amino acids.